Messenger RNA from Chelmon rostratus (copperband butterflyfish), 2083 nucleotides. RefSeq names its product GTPase IMAP family member 4-like. Lineage: Eukaryota; Metazoa; Chordata; Actinopteri; Chaetodontiformes; Chaetodontidae. Bases 138 to 1118 code for a protein of 326 amino acids. The record is from RefSeq and is a predicted model, not a curated record. The transcript has 2 exons. Gene Ontology annotation, molecular function: GTP binding.
AUUAAAGGUGGGGUGAGUGACUCUGGAGAAAGAGAGUUGUUUCACUCCUCUCAGUCCUUCUAUAAAGAGGCGACGUUACAGACACACUUUACUUCUUCACUGCAGCAGAAGUUCAGCUCUUCUCACCAUCACCAACUAUGGCCUGCAACAUUUCCAAAACUGACAUCCUGUCAGGACCGAUCAGAUACAAUAAUGAGGAGCUCAGGAUAGUGAUCGUGGGGAAGACUGGAGUUGGGAAGAGCGCCACAGGAAACACCAUUCUGGGAAAAAAGUACUUUAAAUCAGAGUUCUCCUUCAUAUCUUUGACUUCGCACUGUGCCAAGGCCAUUGGUGAGGUAGAUGGGAAAACAGUUGCUGUCAUCGACACUCCAGGUCUGUUUGACACCAAGAUUGAUGAAAAGGAUACCCUUAAAAAUGUUGUCCAGAGCAUUUCUUUUGCUUCUCCUGGACCCCAUAUCUUCCUGGUCAUCAUCAGACUGGGCAGAUACACAGAGGAAGAAAAGAAGACAGUGCAGAAGAUCCGGAACAUCUUUGGAGAUGAAGCAUACAGAUACAGCAUGGUUCUCUUCACCCACGGCAACGUGCUCAAAGGAGAACCUAUUGAGAAGUUCUUGAAGGACAGCGAAGAACUGCAGGAACUUGUGGCUAAUUGUAACGGCCAGUAUCACGUCUUCAAUAAUGAGCUGGAAGAUCGUUCUCAGGUCAGGGAGCUGCUGGACAAGAUCAGAAAUAUAACAGAGAAGAACGGAGGAAACCACUACACCACCGAAAUGUUCCAAGCAGCAGAGAAGGCGAUCGAAGAGGAAAAACAACGAAUCCUGAGAGAGAAAGAAGAGCAAAUGCUCAAAGAGCAGGAGGCCCUGAAGAGGAAAAUCGAGGAAAAGUAUGAGCAAGAAAUGAGGAAAGUGAAGGACGACAUGGAGAAGAAUAACAAGCUAAGGGAGGCUCGUGAAAGAGAAAUUACAGAGAAAAUGACAGAAUCGCAGAAAGCGCAUGAAAAGAAGGCUAGAGCGACAGCGGAGAGGAGUGAUGUAAUACUUCAGCUGAUUAAGGGCUUUCUUGAAAAAGUGGCAGAAAGAUUGGUGGACAAAGCUGUUUCCAUGCUGGGGCUGGCGUAAAACAGCUGGUUUGUAUAAGAAAUUCUGGCUUUCUGAUUCUGGAUGUGAUCACAGAUGUGAUCUGUAAUAAUAAGAGUUGGUUCAUGGGUGUCAAUUAGUGUACAAGUUGACCAUUAAAUGUUUAAAAGUGUCAUGGAAAUGUUUGAGUGAAUGUAAUGGAAAAGUUCAGUAUAACUGUAUGUGCUCAGUGAGAAUUCUUUACUUCUGUUUCUCGUGUUGUGAAAAGCCUGGUUCCUGUUUAGUCUUUGCUGACACAGAGUGCCAGUCAAGAUAACAGCUUAUCUUGAGCAACAGAGUGGGUGAGAGCCUCAACUUCUCUCCUCACACUCUGUGCCAGCACAAGAGACAUAAAAUGUCUUCUUGACCAAACAUGGUAGUGUGCCUUAUAUCAUUUCUUGUUUCUGUCUUUCCUGAAUAAAAGAGAGGUGUAGCCCUGAGAGGGUAGAUUCUCAGCGGCGAUUCACCCGAGUGUGUCUUCUCCCUUGCCCGUGCCACAGCCACAGUUAUUGUCCGUAAGCUCUUGUUUCCUCUUCGAGAGUGUUUUUUGUUUGUAAUUUUGAUAAGAUAGUUUUUGUUUAAUUUUCUCUAUCUAGUUCUUAGCUGAAUUGUUUUCCUCAUUAUUGAGUGAUUUUCUGUUGUAUUGGUUUUGUUUCUUAGUUUCUAGUUCCUCCAUUAUUUAGGAGUGUAUUUUGAGUUUAUUGUUUUCCUUACCUAGUCUCGUUUAGUCAGUUCCGUUUUCAUAGCCUUUUGAGUUUUCCUCCUUCGGGAGCACCCCGUAUAGGAAAUUCUGACUUUCUGAUUCUGGACUGCAGCAGAUUUCUGAAAGUGUUGUAUCUUGUAAACGUUCACAGUCAAUCACAGAUGUGAUCUGUAAUAAUAAGAGUUGGUUCAUGGGUGUUAAUUAGUGUACAAGUUGGCCACUAAAUGUUUAAGAGAGAUUAUAUAAUAAAUCUGAAAAGGCUUCA